CCUGAAUGCAGCAUAUCGUUGUUUUCCCUUAGCAGUACAGACGCCUACUUUGAAUGGCGUCGUUGAAUUAUUUGGUCUCAGCGCAAUGAUGCUUCUUUAAAACAGUUUAAUAGCCCAAUUGGUAGGACGUAGUGCGAUGCGACAACUAUUGAAAAUUAUUUAUAGGUGACUCUAACAUUUGGUUCAUGGGUAAAGCUAAAAGCUAGCUAGCUAGCUCGUACUGUUUAUGACAGAGAGGACAGGAGGAGACUCGGGUAUCACCUCUGACAACAUUCAGGUGAAGCUCAUUCCAUUCACAAAGUUUUAAGUCCUGUUAGAAAGUUUACAGGCAUGGCCACACGGAUAGAGUGUAUAUUUUUCAGUGAGUUUCAUCCAACUCUGGGCCCAAAAAUAACAUAUCAGGUACCUGAGGAGUACAUUUCAAGGGAGUUAUUUGACACUGUUCAAGUGUACAUCAUCACCAAACCAGAGCUACAAAACAAAUUAAUCACAGUGACUGCUAUGGAUAAAAAGUUGAUCGGCUGUCCUGUGUGCAUUGAACAUAAAAAGUACAGUAGAAACGCCCUCCUCUUUAAUCUCGGCUUUGUUUGUGAUGCUAGCACCAACACGUGCGCUCUUGAGCCAAUUGUCAAGAAGCUGUCUGGGUACCUCACAACUUUAGAGCUGGAGAGUGGCUUCAUAUCAAACGAGGAGAGCAAGCAGAAACUUUUGCUCAUAAUGUCGACUUUGUUAGAAGAUCUCAACGCUACAGGAGCCUGCACGCUACCUAUAGAUGAUUCCAACACCAUCCACCUAAAGCUGAUCCAGCUGAGAAAGGAUCCACCGAUUGUUCAGGAAUAUGACGUUCCUGUUUUUACCGAGUGCAAAGACGUUUACAUCAAAUCUCAGUGGGAUCUCACUACUCAACAGAUCCUGCCGUACAUUGAUGGAUUCAGGCACAUCCAGAAAAUCUCUGCCGAAGCAGACGUGGAGCUGAAUCUUGUUCGGAUCGCUGUGCAAAAUCUCCUGUAUUAUGGGGUUGUGACUUUGCUGUCAAUAUUCCAGUACUCUAAUGUGUACUGCACAACUCCCAGAGUUCAGAGUCUUAUUGACGACAAGUCCAUCCAGGAGGAAUGCCUCAGCUACGUCACUAAGCAGGGUCAGAAACGUGCCAGCCUUAGAGACGUGUUCCAGCUCUACUGUGGUCUGAGUCCAGGAACCACAGUGCGAGAUCUUUUCUCCCGCUACUCGCAGCAGCUUCAGCGGGUCGAUGAGAGGAGGCUGAUCCAGUUUGGACUGGUGAGAUCUCUGAUUCGACGGCUGCAGAAGUAUCCCGUUAAGGUGGUCCGUGACGAGAGAAGCAGGCUGCCUCGACUGUACACCGGCAGUCAUAGUUAUGAUGAGAUCUGCUGCAAAACGGGUAUUAGUUACCAGGAGCUGGAUGAGCGUUUGGAAAAUGACCCCAAUAUUGUUAUAUGCUGGAAGUGAUGGCAAAUAAAACGUUCCUGAGCGAUGCAGAGAUGCCUCAACCAAAGGUGCCUUGAACAGGAGAGACUUCUUUAAACAGCAGUGACAAAAAGAUGUUUUGUAUUUUGUACAAGCUUAAUUUUUAAUGCAAUUUCUUUGUAAUCAAAAGCUACUAUCAUUUUUUGUUUUGAUCAACUUAUGAAAGAGAGCUGGUGUAAUUUAACAUCUAAACUGCAUUUUCAUGUAUUUAUAAGCAGAGUAUUAUUAAAAAGAACAAAA
This is a messenger RNA of Nematolebias whitei (Rio pearlfish), 1725 nucleotides long. It is a transcript of the gene nprl2, whose product is annotated as NPR2 like, GATOR1 complex subunit. Gene Ontology annotation, cellular component: GATOR1 complex; vacuolar membrane. NCBI's taxonomy places the organism in Eukaryota, Metazoa, Chordata, Actinopteri, Cyprinodontiformes, Rivulidae. The record is from RefSeq and is a predicted model, not a curated record. Bases 331 to 1467 code for a protein of 378 amino acids. Gene Ontology annotation, molecular function: GTPase activator activity. The transcript is spliced from 11 exons. Gene Ontology annotation, biological process: cellular response to amino acid starvation; positive regulation of autophagy; negative regulation of TORC1 signaling.